UGCCAUGGAGACUCAGUCACACCCACAAAAUAAUGUUCAUGCCAAGCAGUGAUUGUUAUUUAGCUUUCUGACGAGUAUUUUAAAAUUGGUGUGCUAUUGUUAACUUUAUGAUGAGAGAGUUUACUGAACAGUUAACUUUAUCAUUACCAAUGGACGGGAAACACUGAAGUGCGUAAAAAUAAACUGCAAAGUAUAGCCUAAACAAACAGCUUUAAUGUAUAUUUAAUUGUAUAGUCUUCACUCUAACAAAAAAUUACUUAUGAGAAAUGAAUUAGUCUAAUCUGAAAAUGAAUCUUGCAUGGAGCAUGCAUGCACAUAUAUGCGCAAUGAUGAUAGUGGGUUUGGCUAUAGGAAGUUAAGGAAUGAUCAAUGUUCAGAUAAAAGAAAGCCAGCUCGACUCCAACUUUUAAAUAUUUCUAAUUUUUGUAGUAGUCUAUAUCAAUUGGUAAUAGCUAUAGUCUAGUAAGGAUCAGGAAUUUCAAAAAAUGGAAAUGGAUGAGAUGACAAUCUUGGAGGAAAACAAAAACUUUACCUUGAGUGAAGACAUCAAUGGUCCACUCCUAGCAGCAGUCAUUGGAUUGGAGAUGAUCACAGGAUUCUUGACUAACUCCUUUAUACUUGUACUAACUAUCUGCUAUUUGAAGACAUGGAAGCAACCAUCCAACAUUUUCCUCACUAACAUGCUACUGAAUAACCUUGUCAUAGUUGUCAUUGUGACCCCAUUUUCCAUUGUUACUUGUGCCUCUGGUGAGUGGAUUUUUGGCAAUACAUUGUCAGAAAAGGUAGCAAUUUGUGAAGCUUCUGCAUACUUUUUUACUUUCAGCACUACUGUUGCUAUUGAAAGCUUGGUUUUGAUAUCUUUUGAUCGCUUCUUUUUCAUUGUAAUGUCAUUCGAGUAUAAGAAAUACAUGACAGUAAACAGAGCUAUCAUCAUAGUUAUAAUUUCCUGGAUGCUAGCAGCAAUAUUGAUCAGCACACCACUCUAUGGAUUCGGUAACUAUCGAUUUUCCAACAGCUACGGCAUGUGUGUUCCUAACUUUAGAAAUUUGGGCUAUGCAGCGUAUGGAAGCACCAUAAUUCUGGUUUUAAUUUUGAGCAUCAUAGUAACGUCAACAUGGACGUACUGCUUCACCAGGAGAUACAUCAAAAGAAGGAGCUCUGCUUCUAGUUUAAGUUAUAACAGUAAUGAAUACCAGUCUCAAAACAGGAAACUCGUUGGGUUGUUUGGGAUGCUAAUUGUCAUUCAUAUACUUUGCUACACUCUUUUUGUUGCUGUUAGUGCUCUUCGACCCUUUUACACUGCUCCUCGUCAAUUAUGGGCAACAACGUUUGUCUUAGUAAUACUAAUGACUAGCCUUAGCCCACUCGCUCAUGCUUACUUUCGAUAUGACAUUAGGAGUUUUCUUCAUAGGCUCUACAUGAAAAUUAAAGGAACAUGCAUUUGUAGUUGUGUCGGAACGUCAGCAACUCAAAAGGAAGCGACUCAAUCAUUUGACACAUCAAUAAUGAAAACUAAUGGUAUUCACGAGCACAAGACUCAAUUAAGUAUCAGCUAGAUUUUCAUUGUCUGUUGUAUACUUACUUUGUUUUGUUUAUGUUACAUACUACUAUUGCGAUCUAAAUCCAUAAUUAUUAUUCUUAAGAUAAUAAUAAUAAUAAUAAUAGAUAAUAAUAAUUGCACACAUGUACAAGGAAACUGAGUUGUGUAUUUUAUUCAGAUUUUUAUUGCAUCAAA
Messenger RNA from Amphimedon queenslandica, 1735 nucleotides. Its product is annotated as trace amine-associated receptor 13c-like. Gene Ontology annotation, cellular component: membrane. Gene Ontology annotation, biological process: G protein-coupled receptor signaling pathway. NCBI's taxonomy places the organism in Eukaryota, Metazoa, Porifera, Demospongiae, Haplosclerida, Niphatidae. The transcript has 2 exons. Gene Ontology annotation, molecular function: G protein-coupled receptor activity. The record is from RefSeq and is a predicted model, not a curated record. The coding region runs from base 486 to 1556 and encodes 356 amino acids.